Cyprinodon tularosa is the source of this 1074-nucleotide messenger RNA. RefSeq names its product high mobility group box 1b (gene hmgb1b). Gene Ontology annotation, molecular function: DNA binding, bending. The transcript is spliced from 5 exons. Gene Ontology annotation, cellular component: nucleus. Lineage: Eukaryota; Metazoa; Chordata; Actinopteri; Cyprinodontiformes; Cyprinodontidae. The record is from RefSeq and is a predicted model, not a curated record. The coding region runs from base 182 to 781 and encodes 199 amino acids. Gene Ontology annotation, biological process: regulation of transcription by RNA polymerase II.
AUCAAACGGGACUAGAGCAGCGAGUGUCCAAUAAGACACCUAAGAAGUUGGCGGCAGCCAAUGUCCGACAGCCGGAGCUGAAUACACCGGAUAAACAGAGGAAUUCUCGGAGGGAAAAGAUCGCGCGCUCCCUGUGCUUCUCGUCCCAUUGUUUGAGAGGCACAACCGAUCGUAAGACAAGAUGGUGAAGGAUCCAAAAAAGCCCCGGGGCAAAAUGUCCUCAUACGCCUACUUUGUGCAAACCUGCCGAGAGGAGCAUAAAAAGAAGCAUCCUGAUGCCACUGUUAACUUUUCAGAGUUCUCCAAGAAAUGCUCUGAAAGAUGGAAGACCAUGUCACCAAAGGAAAAGGGAAAGUUUGAAGAUAUGGCUAAACAGGACAAGCUACGUUAUGAGAGGGAAAUGAAAAACUAUGUGCCUCCCAAGGGCCAGAAGAAGAAGCGAUUCAAGGACCCAAAUGCCCCUAAGAGACCACCGUCUGCAUUCUUUCUGUUCUGUGCCGACUUCCGCCCCAAGGUAAAGGGGGAACAUCCUGGACUUUCCAUCGGGGACACGGCUAAGAAGCUCGGAGAGAUGUGGAACGGCUCGUCUGCAGAAGAAAAACAGCCGUAUGAAAAGAAGGCUGCCAAGCUGAAAGAGAAAUAUGACAAGGAUAUUGUUUCAUACCGCACUAAGGGCAGAGUGGAUUCAGAACCUGCGGCUGCAGCCAACGACGAUGAGGAGGAAGACGAAGAGGAGGCAGACGAGGAAGAAGAGGAGGAGGAGGAAGAGGAUGAUGAGUAAAUCACGUAAAGAUGGGACAUAUCUUUUUGUUUAUGCCAUGUAAUCCUAAUGUACUCAGUUCGCCAUCUUGAAUCGCAAGUCAAAUGUGUAUAUUUAAUGUUUUUAUGAUGUACAGUGUUAAACUCCUUUUUUGUAAAGUUAACACUACAUAUCCUAAGUUUAAGAAUUUUCUAGUGGUAGUUCUGUAUUCCUGCCAUAUUAUAAAACUAUUUAGAAGGACUACACAUCAGUAUGGAAAUAAGUAGUCUUUAGGUGUUACAACUCAAAAAUAAAAUUGAUGAGUUGGUAGUGUA